Molecule: messenger RNA, 1531 nt
Organism: Rhododendron vialii
Lineage: Eukaryota; Viridiplantae; Streptophyta; Magnoliopsida; Ericales; Ericaceae
Product: protein ANTHESIS POMOTING FACTOR 1
Exons: 9
Coding region: 188-1027 (279 amino acids)
Cellular component (GO): Set1C/COMPASS complex
Molecular function (GO): protein binding; chromatin binding
Source: RefSeq, a predicted model, not a curated record
AAACAAGUUUGAUUAGGCCUUUGCCACCGCAAGGUUUAAAAAGUCAUACUCCGUCUUGCAACCCCAAACCCUAGCUGAACUGAAUCGAUACACUGAACAGCGAACACAAUUCAAUUGCUCGUAACUUGGGAAAUUAAUCUGCUCUCUCUCUCUCGCGACAUACACUUAACUGCACCUUCCGAGUUCAAUGAUGAUGACGUCGUCGCUCGCAGAGCUCGACGACGAGACUGUUCGCAGCAUGUCAAUCGGUGCCGUUUUUUCUGAUUUCGUUGGAAAGAUAAAUUCACUGGACUUCCAUCGCACUGCUGAUUUGCUGAUUACAGCCAGCGAGGAUGAUUCGGUGCGACUAUACGACAUUGCAAAUGCAAAAUUGCUGAAGACCACAUAUCAUAAGAAGCAUGGUGCUGAUCGUAUAUGUUUUACCCAUCACCCAAGUUCUGUUGUUUGCUCUUCGAGAUACAAUUUGGAUACAACUGGAGAAUCACUGCGAUAUCUCUCCAUGUAUGACAAUCGGUGCCUUCGUUACUUUAAAGGGCAUAAAGAAAGGGUGGUUUCUCUGUGCAUGUCUCCAGUUAAUGACAGCUUUAUGUCUGGUUCUCUUGACCAUAGUGUCAGAAUAUGGGAUCUGCGUGUUAAUGCCUGCCAGGGAAUUCUACGUCUACGGGGUAGGCCAACAGUUGCGUAUGACCAACAAGGCCUCGUAUUUGCAGUGGCAAUGGAAGGGGGUGCCAUCAAAUUGUUUGACUCGAGGUCGUAUGACAAGGGCCCUUUUGAUACCUUUUUAGUUGGUGGAGACAUGGCUGAGGUCUGUGAUAUUAAGUUCAGCAAUGAUGGCAAGUCAAUGCUUUUAACGACAACGAGCAAUAAUAUUUACGUUCUUGAUGCAUAUGGAGGAGAGAAGCGCUGUGGGUUCAGUUUGGAUCCAUCUCCAAAUACAACGAUAGAGGCAACUUUUACACCAGAUGGCCAGUAUGUGCUUUCAGAACUGGCUUUCUUGGCAAAGCCCCUCGUAUACAGCUGGCCAUAGAUGACCUCAAAUCUUGAAGGAUAGCCUUUGUGAAUCGUAUUUGAUUCUUGAAGCCAACGCCAUAGUUGGGAGAAUUAAGAUUUUCUGUUAUGACAAGUUGAUCUGGGACCCACGAAAUUAUAAAUUUCAGGUCAUUAGUAGUAUUAGACGUCUUUUGGCUAAGGUUCCUGCAUUUUCUUCUUCCAAGGACCUGUCUGUUUCGAAGACUUUUUGGAAAAUUAGGCUGCAUCUGAUUUCUAGAAAUCCCCGUCCCACAUGAGCCAAGUAACUACAGGACCACUCAGGGUCCAUGGGCGUGAUGCCCUGUGCAAGUGGGGUUUGUUUAGAGCUCUCAACAUCUUUGAUUCCUGAGUUGCAACUUCCGGAAACAGGGUUCAUCUUGACUUUUCUGCUUCUUUAUUGUUCUAUUCUUUCACCAUCUUUCCAAAGUUAAAAUUGAAAUAUUGUCUGCAUCUGUUUAAGGAUCAGGAGAUGGGAGCUUACAUGCCUGGAGCAUCGGCAAAC